AAACCGCACCAUGUCACAUGACACCAUGCAGAACGCCUUGAAUGUCAAAUUUGAGCGAGCAUGCACCAAGGGUGACCUGCAAGAAGUCCAGCGGGCCCUUGCCAGCGGGCAGCUCUCUGCCGAUCAACUUGACACUGGGCUGCAACUCGCUACCCUUCACGCUCAUCCACACAUCGUGGCCGCACUCUUCGAUGCCGGCGUGCCCAUGACACCUGGCGCGGUAGGGUCACUCUGCGGGAAGGACGGAGGCCAGCAGGAUCCGCGGGUCAUUCGACUCUUCUUCGAUCGUGGCCUGAACCCUCGGAAAUGCACCACAUCCAGAGGCGAGCCUCUGCUACGCUUUUUCGGUUCCGACUGCGCGCGCGAAUUCCUCGAGCGAGGCGUGGAUCCCAACCGCUGCGGGCCGAGGAAAGUCAGCCCCCUGGUGAGCGCUCUCGGUAAAGUCCGCAAGGACGGCGGCGCCGUGUUUGAUCUGCUUGUGGAGUAUGGCGCGACGGUGGACGCCGGGCUCUUCUUCAAUGUGCUGGUUUGGGGCACGGAUUCGGCGAUCAAGACGCGAUUCCUGCUGUCCAGGGGUCUCGAUCCGAAUGCCACGACCUCCGCGGAAAUGGGGCACGCCUUUACAUGCGGCGGUCCUCUUCGGGCUCGAGCAGGCCAUCAAGAUUCUGCUGGCUGCGGGCGCGGAUCCGACGGCUCGAUCGGAAUGCGCGAGUUUCGGGGAUCGAAGCCCCACGGAGCUUGCCGAUUCGCGGUUACAGAGAUGUUCGGAGAGUUCUGGCAUGAGAAGCAUAUGUCAGCGGAUACUCAAGCUCCUUACCGAUGCACAAGGCGGUCAUCCUCCUUCAGCGACGGAACGGGCGAUCCACAAGCAGCACACUACCGUCACCAAAAGGUCGCAGAUUUCUGAAGAUGCCGAAGCGGGUUUGAUGGCUUACAGAGCACGGGUGGUGAGAGCCCCGGCUAGAAAAACCAAAAAAUGCCCCGAAGAAAGAUCAGAAAGACCCCUCGAAUGAUGGUAGUGUUAGCAGCCGAACACGGAGUCGAGCCAAGGCAACUUCCUGAUUAGAACAUGAGCUUGUUCAGUCUCGUGAGCAAUGAAC
This is a messenger RNA of Aspergillus japonicus CBS 114.51, 1100 nucleotides long. RefSeq lists its product as uncharacterized. The transcript has 2 exons. NCBI's taxonomy places the organism in Eukaryota, Fungi, Ascomycota, Eurotiomycetes, Eurotiales, Aspergillaceae. The record is from RefSeq and is a predicted model, not a curated record. Bases 11 to 907 code for a protein of 298 amino acids.